UUUCAAAAUGUGGUGAUUGGUUGGUUUCCUGUCUAUGACUGCACUCCAGCGAUGGCCUCUUCCUGUCGCUUGGGCCUGUGCACUUUUAGUGCAGUGUUCUGUCCUUCAUUGAGAUGACUUGGGUGGUGGAGGGGGGGGGUGUUUCUUGAGUUUCUUGAAUUUCUUAAGAAACACCUUAAAUGUUCUUAAAUGCAAAUGCAGUUUCUGCAACUGACUCACAUUUAGGAUGUUGGGGAUCAUGUUUAUUCCCUAUGCCCCAACUGUUGUAUUCCCCCGUUAUUUUCUGGUCAUAAUUUUUUAUUUAUUUGACAGAAGUGUGUUUACCUGCCGAUUGAACAAAUAAAGAGGCAUGCGCAGUUUUGCCUGUGGGUUGUACCUGCGCAGUGUCCGUUAAUAAGAUCAAACAUUUGUGCCUCAGCGGUUAAGCCAAAUGGCCGUUAUGUUGGUUCCCCGACUGCUUCUGAUAGCUUUUCUUUUUUUCGAGCUCUUUGUAAGUACGGCUCCUUUUCAGAUGUCUUUUCAUCGUGAAAUUUCAGUUCCUUCAAGUUGAUGUGCGUUGGUCUUCAUUUUGUGUCUUCGGCAAAGUAGUGUUUUCAUUGAACGAACCAGAAAAUGAUAAUGUACUCUGUACAAAUUACAAGCAGCAUCUCAAUAACUUUUGACUGUAAACCUGUUCCUGUAAACCGCAUGAAUACUGUAGUUCUGGGAAAAACAUUUUUGCUUUUCCUUUUUAUAACAAAAUCAAAUUUUACCUGAAAUACUUUGAGAGUCCUUUUGUGACGUUAUGCAAUUUAAAACACUUUGCAUGCAUUUAGAUAAAAAAUAAAAAAUAAUCAUGGUGCUGCUUUCAGUGCUUAUGUGCUUCAGUGCUGCAUGCUGCAAGUGUUCAGCUCCUUCUCUUCACAGCCCGUGGGCUCCAGUGGGGCCUUCGGUGUCCGCCAGACUCCCCAGACCCUGGAUGCUCUAGAGGGCGACUCUGUGACCAUGAUCUGCUCCUGGGAGCAGGCGAACGCCGAUCGGGUUCGUGUUGUUUGGAGACGGGCUGACCUCCCUCUCCCGGAGCAGACCGCAGUGGUCCAGCAAGGCCGACAGGACAGCAUGCUCGCACAGAGCACCCUGAGCAUUCCUGGUGUCGCCCUGAAGGAUGCUGGGACAUAUUACUGCACCGUAACCAUGGAGAUUCCAGAGUUUCAGCGUGAAGAAGGGUCUGGCACUUCGCUGACUGUGAAGACUGAUGAGCACUAUGCUCAGGGAGCCAGUGUGGAGGAGGUGUUGAUUUUCAUCGUGCGCUGUCUGCCGUUCCUGGCCCUGCUCACGGCUGUGUUCUGCCUCUGCAGGAUAGAGGCCAAAGCCGCAGACAGGGCACCAGAAAGUUCUGGAAGAGAGGAGGAAAAUGAAGCUGAGAAUGAGCCUGCCACGUCACUCCUGGAGGCUGCAGAUGCUGAGGUGGUGGGAGGAAGAAUCGUGGUCCCCUGCCCCACGCCCUCCUCAGGCCAACCCGAGACUGAAAAUGAGACGAUUACCCCCGUCAUUUCAUGACCCGAUCUGUGGAAUUAACUCUUCAUACAUGGGUCAAAUAAUUACUUAUUCUUUGUGAUUACUUACAUUUUGUAAAGAGGCAUUUUAUUUUCACCAACAUUCAGAAUAUAUUUCUAACCUGGCAUGGCCUUUUGGUGUCUAUUUGGGAAUAUUGGGUUAGUGACAUGGUUGGUUCAAAAUCAGGCAUAUUUACCCUCACUGAGCACUUCAUUAGGUAGACCUGUACACCAGCUUAAUGCAAAUAUUUAAUCAGCCAAUCAUGUGGCAGCAACUAAAUGCAAAAAAGCAUGCACACAUGGUCAACAGGUUCAGUUGUUUUUCCAACCAAAUGUCAGAAUGAGGAAGAAAUGUGGUCAAAGUGGAAUGAUUUGCUGAUGCCAGAAAGGGUGGUUUGAGUAUCUCUGAAACUGCUGAUCUCCUUUGAUUUUCGCACACAACAGUCGAAGCUGAUUGGACAUGAUCGGUCACAGCUUCUUUUCUUAUCAGUUUUCAACUUCCCCCGAACACAUUUUGAAGUCGUCAUCUUCAAAAAAAACCCAGGGCUGAACUGAGUGCAUGUGACGUAAAUACUAUGUAAAAAAUAAAAAAUAAAUGAAUAGUUGUAAUUGUAACGGAUGAAAAUAAAAGUUACAGUUUUGUA
Messenger RNA from Conger conger (European conger), 2179 nucleotides. Its product is annotated as cell adhesion molecule 4-like. The transcript is spliced from 3 exons. The coding region runs from base 874 to 1539 and encodes 221 amino acids. Gene Ontology annotation, biological process: B cell receptor signaling pathway; B cell differentiation. The record is from RefSeq and is a predicted model, not a curated record. Lineage: Eukaryota; Metazoa; Chordata; Actinopteri; Anguilliformes; Congridae. Gene Ontology annotation, cellular component: external side of plasma membrane; B cell receptor complex.